AUAUCUCUGCGAUGCAUAAAAAUGGCAACUGUCUGAACAAUUUCUGUUGCGAUUCUUCUAAAAUUUAACGCUAAGAAAGACUUGAUAAUAAUGAUUAUAUGAUCUUCUGGUACAUAACAAGAAAGAGAAUAUAUACAGUAAAUUACAUCGUUUGAUAAGAAGUGUGCCAUGGCUCAGGGUCGGCCAAUCAAGUGUGUUGUAGUUGGGGACGGUACUGUUGGAAAGACGUGUAUGCUGAUCUCCUAUACCACUGACAGCUUUCCAGGGGAAUAUGUGCCCACAGUAUUUGACAAUUACACUGCCAACAUGAUGGUAGAUGGAGUUCCGGUCAGCUUAGGAUUAUGGGAUACUGCUGGUCAAGAAGAUUACGACAGAUUACGACCACUUUCAUAUCCACAGACGGAUGUCUUCUUAAUAUGUUUUAGUGUAGUCAGUCCUUCAUCUUAUGAAAAUGUAACAACAAAAUGGAAUCCAGAAGUUAAACAUCAUUGCCCUGAGGCACCUAUACUUUUAGUAGGAACUAAAAUAGAUUUACGAGAAAAUAAAGAGGCGAUAGGACAGCUAGCUGCCCAAGGUUUAUCUCCAGUGAAGCGUGAACAGGGUAUCAAGUUAGCCAAUAAAAUCCGAGCUGUAAAAUACAUGGAAUGUUCUGCACUCACUCAAAGAGGUCUAAAGCAGGUGUUCGAUGAAGCAUGUAGAGCAGUGUUGCAACCACAACCAAUUAGAACAAAAAAUCAUAAAUGUCAGCUUCUAUGAUCUGUGACUAUCAGCUGUUCAUUUGGGGGAUAUGACAUCAUCUAAAACCAUCAUCUACCUGUAUAUAUCCAGUGUGUAUGAUGUUGUCAAUUUCUGUUCUUAUAGUGUGAUAUUAUUGUGUAUCAUGCACAUUGUUUCUAAGGGACAUAUAAACUGGUAUGUGUACUGUCUAGUUUACAUGUUUGUGUGAGGGUCAACAUUUGUGAGAAAAAAAAAUUCCUGCUUAUAAGACCAAACCUUUUCCAAAAAAUUUUAGUGAAGAACAUCAUGCACUAUUGGUGUACAAACAGUAAUUUUUUUCUUAUAAUUUCACAUUAUAGUAUUUAGAGUUUACAAAGUUUAUUUGAAUUAAUAAUUACCCCAUUUUUUAAAUGUUUGUAAUAAAUGUAUAGCAGCAAGCAGAACUUUAUAUACCGGUAUGUGGAAAUAUUUGAAAAUAUUUGAUUAAUAGAAUAAAUAACAUUAUUAUUUCUUUUUAAACUCUGAUAAAUACAUCUACCAUUAAUUCUUUUGGUUUUAGCUUUGUUUAAGUGUUUGUAUUGAAAUUAAGAAUGAAAUUUUCAGUUCCAUUGUAACAUACAUUUAUAAUUCAUUGAUGAAAUAUCUAAUACCAGAGUUAUCACUCUUGGAGAACCUUAUGUUACAUAUGAGACAAACACCUUAUGAAUUGAUAAUUCAACUCCUUCUAUACUCUUUCUGUCUUUCAAAUUUAAAAUCUGUUAUGAUAAUGUCCAAUGAAGAAAAAAAAGAAAAAGAAUCUUUGUUGAUUAUUCUUGCUGACAGAACAGACAAUCAAAUAGAUAUGAAGAUUUAUUCUGACUUCAUUCAGAUAUGCAUGGGAGGUUAGUCAGGCUUUUGUUGAUAGAAGAUGGGUGUAUUUGGCAUGUGAUCUGCAGGAAUCAUGUGUAUGAAACAUUUAUAGUUUAAAUAUCCGUGAUUUGGUUGGCUGACUACAGAUGGACAUACAUUUACAAAGUUUCACACUUAUGAAAAUGAUAUAUUUACUAUGAUAUACCUUGUCAGAUUGUAAUAUUUAAGUCUUAAUAGUUACAUGUACGACAACAGUAACAGUUAACAUAAAUAACAACGUUUUAAUAUCAAGGAGAGAUGACCCAGAGAUCGCAAAUAUUUAAAAAAAUGUGUUUAAAAGUGUAACAGUUUGUACCAAAAUGACUCAUCUAGCAUAUUUUCGAGUUAUUUUUUAGCGAAUCUAAACACAAUAUCAGGAAAAUAUUUCCCUUUCCUACUUCACAGGAACCAGAUACAUCAAAAGAAUGCUAAAAUUUCACAUAACAGAGCAAUGAAAUUUCACUUCAAGUAUGCCCAGAUUCCUGCUGAAUGCCAAUCAAAUGCACCCUUGUUCUUUUGAGGUAAAUUCACACACUGUGGCUCUGUAUAUGUAGCUUUAGCUGAAAAUCCUCUGAGUAUGGUAUGACCAUUUAAUAUUUUGUUCAUAUUUUAUUCCCAUAAGCUAUUUUGAAACUGGAGAUAAGUUGUAAUUGUGUAGCUGGCAUUAGGAGUGGAUGCCACAAUGUGUGCCUUUAACAGGAUAAAUUAUACCAAGAUUUUUUUCUCUGGUGAUGGGGUAUCAUUUCCCCCACAACAUUUUUGAUAUAGUCUACAAGUUUUAAAAAAAAAAGGCUUUCUACAAACGUGUGUUAAAAUAUAUAUAUAUCUAUUGCAUAUUGGCAUAUCUUUUUUGCGUGUAUUUUAUAGAAAAUCAUAUAUCAAAAUCAUGAUAUGAUUAAAUUAUCAUUUUUAAUCAAGAAUAAGGUUUUGUAACAGAAAAUGUCACUUUUAUAAUUUAUCAGGAGGGAUUUAUCCAAUGGGGAGGUUUUUCUAAAGGUUGUGAUCCACUGUUGUCAGUUUCAUGUUGUAUUUGACCUAUGACCUUGACCUUUUGUUGCCAUAGACUUUGUAACCUAUAUAAUGUUAAUAUUGUAUACAAAGGAGGAUUAUAUUAUAUUGCUUAAGGUGCACACCAAUAUUUACAAAAUGUAUAUGUAAACAUUUUAAAGGUAGUUAUUUAAUGUUGUAAUUUUAUUAAGGCCAUAUUCUAUUACAGUAUGUAGAAUUGAAGUAUCCUAUUAAAAUCAAUGUCACAGCCUGAAUAUAAGCUUUUACAAUUUAUACUUGAUGAAUUUUUUGGCAUCAAAUACUUUUUUAAUUUGUUGUUUACAUAUGCCGCAUAUUCAUUAGAUUGAGAAAAAAUUAGUUCAUAGGGUUGAAAAUACUGUUUUACUGCACAUUUCAAAUAAUCAACCAUUGUAUUUAGAUUAUGCCAGAAUAUAUGUGAGGUCAUGUUGAUGAGUUUGACAGAUAUAUGAGCCAUUAUAAUGUUUGCUUUAAUACACAAAAGCAAAGACCCUGAGUAGAAGUAGGAAAAAAUGAUGAUUCACAAAGAAAAACAAAACAGCUUUGUCAGGGAUGUUAAAUUUGAUGUUGUGUACAGUUGUAAUGAAUAAUACCUUUGUUUUUGAUAGAUAGCGAUAUCUAGUCAUUCAUUUCUAUAUUCUCAUGUAUCUUAUGAUAAUUUACAUUAAAUGAAUGAUAUGCACACAAAUCAUUAAUUCAUAUUAUGAUGCAGUAUUUCUGAAACAAAUUCUAGCUUUGUAUUUGUAAAAAUUCCUGUGGAAUAUACAUUAAAAUAUAUGUGCUUUCCAUUUGGUUGCACAAAAUUUGUGUUUGUAUCACUGUAUAAUAGUGAAAAGAUGCAGCUAUUGGAAAUAUUUUACUGUAAAAUGCCUCUUACAUCCAUCAUUUGUGUUUUGGAAUGAAUAUGAAACCUUCCCAUCUGGUUAGGCUUUGUAUAGGCCUAGGUUAUUUUUACCUGAUGUCCUGUUGACCAUAUUCUUGUCAUUUGCAGAGAUUUUUGCAGUCAACAUAUUUCAACUAUGUAAAUAUUAAACAUUUGACAUUUUGGAACAGAAAGAGAGAAUGUUUUCAGAAUGCAAAUCCAAUUUUUUUUAAAAUUUAAGUGAUUUCAAAUUCAGAUAACCAUUACUUAAAGAUUUAUUUAUAAGACUAAGAAUUUGGUCAAAGUAUAAGCAAAUUAUUGUCUGAACAACUGCCCUGGUUGGGUGUAGUUCACUAGGUUAUAUAUCAUAAACUUGAUAUGGAGUUAUCUACCUUUAAAUAAGUAUUUUACAGAGCAGCAAGCGUACAUGUAUUACUUGAAUUAUAUGGCAGAAAUUAUAAAAAGUACGUUAGCUAUUAAAUAUCUAGCUUAAAAAUGUGAAGCUUAAACAAGGAAAGGUAAUUUUUUCAAAAAAUAUUUAAGAAUUGUGAACUUUAAUGUCUCUUGGAAAUACAUAUUUCUUUUCAACCGUAUCAAUGUCUUUUAGAUUUAUGAUGCAAAUUUAUGACUAAACGAGAUUGCUUUCGAAAAUAUGGUACAGUGUUUAUGUAUAUUAAAAAAAUUCUGCAGAAAAUUCCAAUUUGUAAUUUUGCAUUGGUGAAAUUGAAAAUCUGCUUCAUGAAAUUCGACACACACAUCAAGCUAUUCAUUACAGGGGCAUAUUGUUUAUCAAAGACUUCCAUGAAAAUAAGUAAUCAAGAGACGUGAGCCUGUACAACAUACCCGAUUUUUUUAGUGGUGAUCUGUUCGUGUUCACACUUCUUUUGUUUGAUCUGCCAAAACUGCUGAUGUUGAAUUUUAUUAAUCAGAGUAUACUACAAUAUUAAAUCUGGCUAUGAAACACAAAUAUUUUGUUCUAUCGAAAUAAAUACAAAAUCAUGUCACUUUUAAGUCUUCGAGUAUCCUUGACCUUUGUGUACGUGAAUUUAUAGUGAGUUAUUUUGCCUUGUUGGGAUUUUUGUUCUUUGAUAGAUGAAAUACAUCUACAUGACUUAAAAUGCAUAUGGCUAUUAAAAUGUCAGAAUCCGAAAUAAAUGUUUUGAAUUUAGUUGAUACAUGUACCGUUGAAAUAAGCAUUACCACACUAUUUACUGCAAACGAUUAUAUACAUGUAUGUAUGUCAUCUGCUAUGUUUUUGUAUCAUAGUUCAUGUCACAUGUGCAAUAUAUAGAAUAAACACGUACAACGGAG
Messenger RNA from Saccostrea echinata, 4804 nucleotides. RefSeq names its product ras-related C3 botulinum toxin substrate 2-like. The record is from RefSeq and is a predicted model, not a curated record. The transcript has 6 exons. Lineage: Eukaryota; Metazoa; Mollusca; Bivalvia; Ostreida; Ostreidae. The coding region runs from base 169 to 756 and encodes 195 amino acids. Gene Ontology annotation, molecular function: GTPase activity; GTP binding. Gene Ontology annotation, biological process: small GTPase-mediated signal transduction.